Drosophila novamexicana is the source of this 1108-nucleotide messenger RNA. RefSeq lists its product as uncharacterized. The coding region runs from base 361 to 858 and encodes 165 amino acids. Lineage: Eukaryota; Metazoa; Arthropoda; Insecta; Diptera; Drosophilidae. The transcript has 2 exons. The record is from RefSeq and is a predicted model, not a curated record.
GAGACGAACAGAACGUACAGUUCCUAGUAACACAUUGUUUUGUCAAAAUUUACUAUUUUUCAUGAAAUUCAAAAUUAUUGUUCGCCUUCCAGUUCCGGCAGAACGUUUCUCAUAUAGCCAGCGAGCAGUCAAGCCCAUUGAGCGACUUUUAAGCUGAUUUGUGUAUUACCGUUGGCCUCUGAUGAUCUUUGAAAUAUAUCUGCAGUUUUAUCUGUUGCGGCAUAACGAGAAAGUGGUGCUAUCCAGGAGCAAUUUAUAGAGGAACAAUCACAUUGAACGCGCCGUUGGGCAGACUUGCGGGCGGGACGAAGAGCACGGGGGACAGCAACGUCGAAAGACUACAUAAGACUAGAGGUCACCAUGUCGAGUCAUAGUUAUCGCACCACCACCGUAGAGUAUUACGAGUAUCUGAUGCCGGAAUCCCGUGAAUACGACUUUGAAUCGAUACACUGGCCUUUGCAUGCUGCUAUUUCGGAUAGCUACGUGACGCGACCACUUUGCUCUUUUAACUAUCUGACUUAUCUGCAAGACCAUUUGGCAAUGGCUGGCGACAACAAUCAGCAUAGUGAGCUUAUCUACGACACGGUUCAAUGUCCCCAAAGGCAGACUAUAUAUGAAUUUAGUGAUCAGGAGGAACCACAUUCUACAUACGCGUUGCCUAAUCAAACAAAUGAGGAUCAAGCAGCAGAUAUUGCCAAGGAACAUGAGCGUGAAACUGGGGAUGGAGACGCUUCAGCAUCGGAACCACAUACCGAAGAAAAGCAUCGUGGCAAAAAAAAUAUCUACCGCACAAAGCAGGGCUAUUUGGUGGAGGAGCCCACCAGCGAAUCCGAGGAGGACCAAGAAGGCACAACGUAGACUUUCUGGCUAAUCAAUAAUAUUUUUGGAUGGAUGGCAGGCUUGCCGCAACGCAUUGAACGACAUAAUAUCAGUUCGAAUAAUUGUGUUAGCCGUUACGCUUAUGUUAAUAUUUAAAUGUUAAAUGACCAGAGUCCUGAUGCCCAUGUACAGAACAUACAUAUAUAUUUUUGAACAUACACAUAUACGCAAGCACAUACAUAUGCAUAUUUUUUAUUGUUUCUUUGUUGUUAAACGUAAGCCUGCUGAA